Molecule: messenger RNA, 765 nt
Organism: Macrobrachium nipponense
Lineage: Eukaryota; Metazoa; Arthropoda; Malacostraca; Decapoda; Palaemonidae
Exons: 1
Coding region: 1-765 (254 amino acids)
Biological process (GO): DNA integration
Molecular function (GO): nucleic acid binding
Source: RefSeq, a predicted model, not a curated record
AUGAACUCUGAUAUAAAGCAAUUCAUCUUAUCAUGUGAAAUUUGUAAUAAAUUCCCUUGUGCUCAACAAAAUGAAACUUUAAUUAAUCAUGAAAUUGCUGAUCGGCCAUGGCAAAAGGUUGGAGUUGAUCUAAUGAGUAUUGAAAAGCAUAAUUAUUUUAUAACUGAUGAUUACUUCAGCAAUGUUUUGGAAAUUGACUACCUAGAAAACACAUUAGCCAGUACAGUGAUUAGAAAACUUAAAUCUCAUUUUGCUAGGUAUGGAUUGCCCUGUGUAUUGAUUAGUGAUAAUGGACCCCAAUUUGUAAAUGAGAAUUUCAAACAGUUUGCAACUGAUUAUGAUUUCGAGCAUAGGACAAGUAGCCCUACAUAUGCCCAAUCUAAUGGUAUGGUCGAAUCUGCAGUGAAAACAUCUAAACGUUUAAUUAGAAAAGCUAUUGAAAGUAAUAAAGAUCCCUAUCUAGCCAUUUUGGACCAUAGGAAUACUCCUACCAGUGAUAAAGACGCCAGCCCAUCACAGUAUAGCCUAGGUAAGAGAACACAUACCAAAUUACCAAUGUUAUCCAAGUUACUUGAAAAUCAAAAUGUAAAUUUAGAGUUGGCUAAGGUAAAGAAGAAAAUAAAAAAUGCUAAGAGUAAAUUCUAUUAUGAUAAAAAUGCUAAAGAUUUAAGUAUUUUGCAUGAAGGAGAUAAUGUACGUCUUAAACCUUAUGUUUUGGGCAAAAAGGCCUGGGGAAAAAGGAAAAGUUGUGGAACGAUUAGAUGA